GCGCCAAUAGGAAGGUGGAUCUACAGGUAGGCGUCCUCUCCCUGCGUCCCUCCGAUCAGUCUUUGCUUUCCGGCGAAACAAGUGGACGGAUCAGACCAUGAGCUCUUUGAGGAAUGAGACCUGAGGCUAAACUUAGCCCGCUGCUUCCUAGAUAUCUGAAACUGUUUCUUUUGAGAGUAGACGAGCUAUUUUCCUACGACUGUCUGGCUCUUCUAACUGGGAUACACUUUAACAUAUCAGCUGGUGUUAAAGGUUUUCUAAAUAAUUAAUUGGCAAACCAUAUUUAUCACACCAGAAGCGGAGACAUCUCAAUGUGGAAACAACGUUGAAGCUGCCAUAUUGUACUCCUCGAUAAACUUUGUUCCUCUGGGAUUAACAGACAGCACGCUGAGAUACAUCUGAUCCCAAGAGGUCAGACACUCUCUGACCCAGAUAACCCUGCAGGAGGACAUGGAAGUCCUGCGCCGGUCCUCUGUGUUUGCUGCAGAAGUCCUGGAUGUGUUUGACCGAUCGUUGACUGAAAAGGAGCUGGUGUCCCAGUCCAAAGCCUUGUGCAGAGACUACAUACUGUCCAGACUCAACCAGAACGGACUGGGAUGGUCCAAAACUGAACUCAACCUUUCUCCCUCAAACGCAGCACUUGCUGAGGUUUCUUUGGUGCUUCUCUGUCUUGGCGACGAGCUGGAGUGUAUACAGCCCAGUUUGUACAGGAACGUGGCGCGGCAGCUCAACAUCUCUGUUGCCAUGGAGAACAUGGUUUCAGAUGCCUUCAUUGGUGUGGCGACAGAGAUCUUCUCAACAGGUAUAACAUGGGGUAAGGUGGUGGCCCUGUAUGCAGUAGCCGGAGCCCUGGCGGUGGAUUGUGUCCGACACGGUUACCCCACCACCGUGCACAUCAUAGUGGACAGUCUGGGACAGUUUGUCCGCAAGUUCCUGGCUCCCUGGCUGAAGAGACGGGGAGGAUGGGUGGAGAUGACAAAAUGUGUGGUAAAGAAGGAUCUCACCCCUGAGCACCACUGGCUGUCAUCUGCCAUUGAGUCCCUGAAAUAUUUCCUCACUACAAUGUAUGUCUAUAUCAUGAAGGAACCAUGAAUCAGCAAAGGAGUCAUCAUCAUUGUUUUAAAUGAGAUUCAAAAUCUCACACUCAAUCAUAAUGGAUGGGUUUGAGAUGGUCUGUGCCUGCGUGCGGUAUUAGUCUGUUGCUGAGUGACCAUCGACAAAUGUUUCAUCAGCAUCUUGUUUGUGUCAUCUCAGUUUCCGAUAAGGGAUUUCUCUUCAUCCAAAGAGUUGUCACUGUGAUGUUUAAGAGCAUAAACGCCAUUGAAACAAGUUUGUGCCACUCCACCUCUUCUGCAUACUUUCACACCGCUUACACUGAUGCGGUUAAAACCUCCAGUGUUGUAACUGUAAAGUGUGAUGGUGUUCAGGUUGAAUGUGAGGUCUUUUGCACUCCUCAUGCUUUUAUUUGGUGUUGGAAAAUAAACCUGAAUAUUUGGAGGGGAAAGCCACAUUUGAAAUGAAAAUUUGUGCUCAGCUGGCUGGGUCUUGUGAGUUUUCGGAAGCUGGAAAGGCCUGCUAUCACAUGAUGAAGGCAAGGUGUUUCAACAGCAUUCACUUUGAUUUACGCUAUUGUACUUCACCAAAGCACAAGCAGUGUGUCUUCCCAAAUACGACUAAAACUGCAGCUGCAAUUCUACACAUCGUGGGCCAAGAGAUGUUGGGUCUCAUUUUUGGCCAAAGAACUUAAGGACACAAGAAUGGUUUGAACUGUAUGCACAUGUUUUGGUGAAAUUGAUUCCUUUUUUUAAUCUGUAAAAAGCUGUAUUUAUGAUUUUUAUUUUGUAUUUCAAAUGACUUGAAUCCACUGCAGUAUAAAGACCACGGCUCUCCAGGAUGAUUGUGUGGUAUGCUUGAUGGUUGUAACUUUCAGUGUUAAUUUAUAAAUGUGUCUGAAUGUUUUUUUUCUAAAAAGCCAUAAUAAACUUGACAGAAAUCUAAA
Molecule: messenger RNA, 1999 nt
Organism: Eleginops maclovinus (Patagonian blennie)
Lineage: Eukaryota; Metazoa; Chordata; Actinopteri; Perciformes; Eleginopidae
Gene: bokb
Product: BCL2 family apoptosis regulator BOK b
Exons: 5
Coding region: 451-1092 (213 amino acids)
Biological process (GO): intrinsic apoptotic signaling pathway in response to DNA damage; extrinsic apoptotic signaling pathway in absence of ligand; regulation of apoptotic process
Cellular component (GO): mitochondrial outer membrane
Molecular function (GO): protein heterodimerization activity; protein homodimerization activity
Source: RefSeq, a predicted model, not a curated record